Molecule: messenger RNA, 738 nt
Organism: Beta vulgaris subsp. vulgaris (sugar beet)
Lineage: Eukaryota; Viridiplantae; Streptophyta; Magnoliopsida; Caryophyllales; Amaranthaceae
Product: MADS-box protein FBP24
Exons: 6
Coding region: 1-738 (245 amino acids)
Biological process (GO): positive regulation of transcription by RNA polymerase II
Cellular component (GO): nucleus
Molecular function (GO): RNA polymerase II cis-regulatory region sequence-specific DNA binding; DNA-binding transcription factor activity, RNA polymerase II-specific; protein dimerization activity
Source: RefSeq, a predicted model, not a curated record
AUGGGAAGAGGAAAGAUAGAGAUGAAGAGGAUAGAGAACAGGACUAAUAGGCAAGUGACCUUUUCGAAGCGACGGCAAGGGCUACUGAAGAAAACUAAUGAGCUUGCCAUUCUUUGUGAUGCUCAAAUUGGUCUCAUCAUUUUUUCUGGAACUGGAAAACUCCAUACUUACCCUAACCCUACCAGCCUUGAACAAAUUAUUCAGAGGUAUCUCCAUGUUCAGGGAAUUCAGCUCCCAUUACAUGAUAAUCGGGAUGAAAUUUAUCAGGAGUUGCAAGCGCUAAGGGAAGCAAUUCACAAUGGUGAGCAAAGCAUGAGGCACUACUUGGGUGAAAAUUUAGGUCCUCUUCCCCUUGAAGAUUUGCAUAAACAUGAACAACAGCUUGAAUCUUCCUUGAAUAUAAUUCGAGCUCGAAAGAACCAGCUCAUGCAACAGCAACUGGAAAAUCUUCGCCGAAAGGAACAAUUGUUGCAGACUGACAAUGGCAACAUGUAUCGUUGGUUGAUGGGAGAUGGGCAACUUCAUGAGCAGCAGCAGCAACAAGUUAUAGGGCAGAUGCCAUUCAUCUAUGGAGGAGAAGAUCAACCAAGUAGCAGCACUAUACUACAGCUUGCUACUUCAUCUUCAUCACCUCAUCAAUAUUUUCCCUACCGCCUUCAACCAACUCAUCCUAAUCUUCAAGACUAUGGUAAAUCUUCAAAGUUUAUGGUCGUUUUACGUGUAAUCGUUUGUCGUUAA